This is a messenger RNA of Perkinsus marinus ATCC 50983, 3282 nucleotides long. RefSeq lists its product as hypothetical. The record is from RefSeq and is a predicted model, not a curated record. Gene Ontology annotation, cellular component: nucleus. Gene Ontology annotation, molecular function: RNA polymerase II transcription regulatory region sequence-specific DNA binding; DNA-binding transcription factor activity, RNA polymerase II-specific. NCBI's taxonomy places the organism in Eukaryota, Perkinsozoa, Perkinsida, Perkinsidae. The transcript has 15 exons. Bases 1 to 3282 code for a protein of 1093 amino acids. Gene Ontology annotation, biological process: regulation of transcription by RNA polymerase II.
AUGGCAUCUCCCUUUACAGCGGUAGGGACGUCUCCAGGUCCAGCUAGGGCUGAGGUGAAUAACCAGAGGACCACGAGGGCUGUAGCGGCAGUCACGGGCCAGCGGAAGGUCAAUGGGGGUGCUACCGGCGGUGGCAAUGAUGAUUCACCGGACUCUGUAGUUCGUAAGCUGGGCUUUGAUGCGGACAACACUCCUCCCUCUACUACUGGUGCCAACCCUGUGGGGGAGGCUUUCCCUAGCUUGCGGACACCAGUGAGCCCUUCCUCAUCGGCUGUUACCAUCAGUGCCCUUCUGGUCCUUCAGCCUAGCAACGAUCAGAGCCCUGCCCCCGGCUCCCUGGAUGGCAGUCAGCUGUCCUGCAGUGACCUAGUUACACCGAGCCGAGUACUUGGCAAGUCGAGCGGCCGAUCGGGGAGCCUUAGGAAGAUCCUCCGUGAAGGCAACCACACCCUCAUGACCAUCUCACCGGGUUCCUCCACUGCUGAGUUCGCAGCUGGGUUGGAGGGUAGCCAGGAGGGCCUACUGUCGUCUAGAGAGGACCAACCUGUCGAGCUAGCCUGUGAGGAGGAUGCCGAUGACCAGGACACUGCGGUUGAGGGUACCCCGACCAAUCGUCAAGCAACUGGUCUCAACGACCCCAACUCUGGUAAGGCAACAGGGUGGACUCAGUACUAUCGAGUGUUCGCCGUAGAUGAGGAGGACCUGGGCGACGCGUCCCCUCAAGUCCCCAAGCCCACCCCUCACAAAGAGGAUGACCUCACUCAGUUCGACUGCCUUACUAUGACAGAGUGCCCCCGGUGUGGUAAGGCUUUCCGUACCAAAGCCGAUGUCAAGAACCAUAUGCUCACUUGUACACAUAGGGUUCGAUCUGGGUCCUUGCUGACCGCGCGGACCCAUGACGGUUCUCUGGACUCAUUGUCGGCCCUCGAUGGUCCCGCACUGGGCGAUGCUGCGACAGAGGAGGACCUCAUGCGAACUCCAAUGUCUCUACAUUCAGUACCAGGGCCUGCCCUACCCCUACCACAGCAGCAACAAGGGCCUCAACAGUCGGGCACCAAGGCAACGCCUGGCACCGGUGGGCAGACCCUUUUCCUGCAUGAGACCCCACAAGUCCCACCUGGCGGCUCCCCGAUGAAGUUACCGGACUUUGGCAAGUCCAACCGUUCCCUCGACUCCUCCUCAGGGAUGGUAAGCCCCUCGCCCAUUGACCCGGCCGCAUGGACUAGUCAGGUGGUCCGAGACCCAUCCACGUCGCUAUCACCGUCCACCUCCUCUGGGGAUAACUUGGAGGCCUUCUUCGGCAAACGAGUGUCUAGCUUGGGCAAGAAGGCCAGUAGCAGCCCACAGCGGACCGCCCUAGCUUCGCCACCUUCCAUGACGGCCAUACCUGAGGCAGAGGUCGUCGACUGGGACGCUGAGAUAGAGACCUUCCUGGCCAGCGUUGGGUCCUCUCGAUCAAGCAGUAUGGGUCAACGGCGUACACGUGCUCAGCUCCGUCCCUUUUCAGACACUGAGGACCCAGGGCUUGUCGUCCCUGCAGGGCCCACAGGACCAACGCCCCCGGACUGGCAAGUCACAUGGGCCAGUCGACGGGCUUUCUCAGCUCGUCACGGCCGACUCCCCGCACGAGAUUCUACGACCAGUUGUACAGUGGAGAUGAUGAAUUGCACAUCGAUGAUGCUCUCUGUCCGAGACCCAGACUCCAACCUUAUCAGCCGCAUUGACCACGUGUCACACCUCAAGGACCUCAGCGUGCUAGACCCUUUACCCGAGGAGCCUUAUACCACUACUACAUCCCCUGCGGGGGGUAUCUAUCCCCAUAGCCUCGACCAGGUUAGUGCAUGCCCAGACCUUCUGACUGGGUCCGGCCGAGGCUCCGAUAGCGAUACAGUAGCGGGGACGGGCCCCAGCAGAAUACCAAGACGCUCCCCUAAGACCUCUCAUCGACCAGUCCUAUCCCUUAUGCCUAGUCCGAGCAACAAUGCGGGUUCGGCCGGGGAGGUAUCGACGAGCCACAGAUGCUCCCAUUGCGGUCGAACCUUCGCGUCUCGCGAGAAGCUUGCUGUUCAUGAAAGAGUGUGUCAGAAAGUGUUCAUGACCAAGGCCAAGAACACUGCUCUUGAGGCCUUUGUACGGUCCACCUUUGCGGAGGACGACACCGCGGUCCGAGACCUUAGCACAACUCGGACCACUGUGGUGAAGCCUCAGCCGAAGCGGACCGGAGGAGGAGGAGGCGGCGGCUCUCCCAAACCUGUGUCGAGGGACCGCUCUCGAGGUGGUGCUAGGAAGGGGCCAACGCGGCGGACGGAGCCUGGAAAGAGGCAACAGCAGUCUGACUCACCAGAGCUCAGGAAUACGGAGCAGAGGUCCAGCAUGAUGACCAGCAGAGAGGCUGAGCUGCGUUCCAGCCUAUUGAGUACCGCUAGGAAGUCGCGUGGGUCACUACUGGCUGCUCUGGCUCGGGACGACUCGUCGGCGUGCUUGGUCGGGGGCCGGGCAUCAGUUGACAAGGACGAAGGCUGGCAACGACGAAGCGCCGAGCUUGCACGGAAGUAUACCAACUGGAGCCAGAGUAUUCUGCGCAGUAGUCUCGAGGCUGCCAAUAAGGCUGCUGAGCCUACUGCCACAGUUGGGGCCACCGAGGAGGCUUCUCUUGCUGCUGCGGACCUCAUCAACCCAUGGGACUCAUCGCGGGCCCCUAAAGGCGUUCCGACGGAACCCUCGGGGGUCCAUUCGGAGCAAAGCAGGAUCUCGCGUCGGGCGGUGAGCUUCGCUGGUGUCAAUGAGCCUGCCAAUAUACCCCCAAAGGAGCGGCCCCAACCGAGCGAGUCAAGACUCUCCCUGGCCUAUGACUCAGCAGUUGACAAGAAGUCCCAGCUGGCGAGCAGCCAAAACCAUCAGCCCGAGCCCCAUGAGGACUCUCUGCCGUCCUCCAGACUGUUCAUGCAAAACACCAAUCAGGCAGCGGAGGCCCCACCCCCUCCUCCGGUCGUGUCGAACAGCAUGUCCUCGAGAGGAAGCAUGUCGAUAGAGGACAUCAUCAGGAAGUACAGCAGUAUGAGUAAGGUGGAGAUCGUUGAGUCUCCCCGUCAUAGUCGAGAUCAUCGUGUGGUUCGUCGGCCGAGUGGGGACAAGCCAACGACACCAAAUGCUGGUCCUGAUGUGCCAGAGGAGCACAGUUCGGGCAGCUCAGACAGGCCCCUCUACGACCCUAGCAAGUACUAUGGUGACAACAGUGAUGACGACACUCGCACGACAGGCUUUAGCGCCCCGGAAGGGUAG